CAGCUAAAAACAAGGAACCAAAUUUGUUUGGGGAAGCAGUGAAUCUUACUGUCAAAACACAAGAAAAAGCUCCAGAACGUCCAGAAAACUUGCGGGUUAUAAAACGAACUCCUCAUGCCAUACAAUUAGCAUGGCAACAUCCCAGCAUUACUAAUGGCCUUCUAAGGAAAUUUUUCAUAAGCGUAAAAUUACUUUCAUCGCAGCUACGAAGACAGAACGGAAGCAGGGAACUUCCUGAAAAGGAGUUUACAGUAAAUCAUCCUAUGAAUUAUUCAUAUGAAGUGAAAGAUUUGCAGCCAUCAUCAGAAUAUGAGGUGUCUGUUCGUGGGAUGACUGUCGAACCUGGUGAACCUGCUGUUAUAAAGUCUGUGAAAACAUCAUUGGUUUUACCUGACAUUGGUUCAAAAUUUAAACUGGUGGAAGAUUAUACAGCUAGUACCACGCUUCAGGUUGUUAUUCCACGUGCAGAUCGCUUUCUUACUAAAAACAGCUCCUACUUUGUGGUUGUAACAUCUGAUAAGGAAGAAGUAAAAAAGAUGGAAAUGGUGGACUUGAUUCUGAAGAGAGAAAAUGUUAAAAAUGAUGAGCGUUCUUGGAUUGCUGCAGGAAUUCAGCCUGAAGAUGGAGAUAGGAAAUUCAAAGUUGGUGACAACACAACAAUGGUCUUUAAUGCCUCGGGUGUCACGUACUGGAACCAACCUCUAACACCUGGAGUGCAGUACCAAAUUAUUCUGGUAGCACUUCAUUGGCAGGAUGAUGAAUACAAGGUCAGCUGUGCAAAACUUCAAUAUAAUGUUCAGACUAAUCUUGAAGAGGAUGGUGGCACUGGAGCUGAGUGGGCUGCAUUGCUGCUGUUACUUAUUAUACCAGCAGUUGUGUAUUUCAUUGUAAGGAAGCAUGUGAGGAAAGAAGGUGAUACACUGGAACUGAAAACAGAUGAUGUGCUGUAUGGAAACCGAAGUGAUUCUACAGAUAAUGUAGCAGAUCUAGAUCUAGAAGUUGAUAAAUUGUCUGUAGGACCAAAGCUUGCUCCAUCUCAGAAAUUCAGUCACAGGUUAGCUAUUGCAGAACUAGAGGAGUAUGUUAAACAAGGUCUAACAUCUGGUGAACUGCAGCGCCAGCAUGCUCUGUUUCCAAGGGGACAGACCCACCCUUGGGAUUAUGGUCGACUCCCUCAGAACAAAGCAAAGAAUCGGUACGGUAAUCUUGUGGCAUAUGAUGAAACUAGGGUGAAACUGAAGAAACUAUCAGAGGAUCAAUUUUCUGAUUACAUCAAUGCAAAUUACAUACAUGGUUACAGUACGCCAAACUUUUACAUUGCAACGCAAGGCCCUAAACGCAACACAGUUGUGGACUUCUGGAGAAUGAUUUGGCAAGAACAUGUGCAAGUUAUUGCCAUACUAACAAAUGUUGUGGAAAAUGGCAAGUUGAAAUGUGAGCAGUACUGGCCAGAUCUGGGACAAGAGGUUACACAUGGUGACAUAUCUGUUCUAAAUGCUUCAACUCAAAUAUUUGCAGAUUUCACAUUCAGACUGUUGAAUGUUACCUGUAAGGGUAAGACGAGGAAGAUCCAUCAUCUUCAUUUUACCUCGUGGCCAGAUCAUGGCGUGCCACUGUACCCUCAAUCUGUUGCAUCAUACCUCAAGAAGCUUCUUGCCACACCACCAGGUCUUGGCCCAAUUGUGGUACACUGCAGCGCUGGAGUUGGGAGAACAGGGACCAUCAUUCUAGCAGAUACUUGUCUUCGAAUGGCUGCAGCAGAAGGGUAUGUAGAUGCACUCGGUUUCCUGCAGCAACUUAGGGAACAACGAGCCAACAUGGUGGACAAUUUGGACCAAUAUAAAUUGGUUCAUCUGGUUCUGCUGGAGUGCCUGGUAGCUGAACCAUCUAGUAUAAUGUGUGAUGGAAACUUAGGAAAACAUGUAGAUAAACUGUGUAAGUCUGGUGUCCUGCUACGGCAGUUCAACCGUAUGCGUGAUCUCAGAUGGCAAGAUCAAGCACUGAGAUCCACUUCUGCACAGACAAGCCAUUCAACAGCACAGAAAAAUGAUUCUAAGAACAGAUCUGAGAAGAUUGUGCCUGGUGAUGGUGGCAGAAUAUUCAUCUCCCGAUAUCCUUACGAGGAUGCAAACUCUGAGUAUAUAAAUGCUGUUUAUGUGGAUGGGUUCCGGAUCAAGGACCAGUUUGUGGCUACACAGUUUCCACUGACAUCAACUGUUGGUGACUUCUGGAGGCUUGUAGCAGAGAAGAAUAUAUCACUCAUUGUUGUGCUAAAUGACAUAGAUGAGAAAAUUAAGAAUGUGUGCAAGUUCUGGCCCACUGAACAGCAGGUCCACAUGAACCCAGUGCCUUACCUUAAAGUCACAUGGAAAGUAAAAGUCGAAGCCCUAUGCUGGACAACUCACAGUGUCAGCCUUUCAAAUAGUGAUGCUUCAAGUAAUACACAGGAUAAGAUUAUACACAUCUUACAGCUGAAUGGAUGGAAGAGUGGUGAAAUGCUUCCACCUUCCACUACUAUGAUACUGGAGCUUUGGGAGGAAACUGAGCGGCGCCACAGCGGCAAAGGACCGAUAGUUGUGACCUGUCUUGAUGGUGCCAAAGCAUGUGGAUAUUUUUUGGCACUAGCAUUCCUAGUGGAGAAAAUUAAACUGGAGCAAGAAUGUGAUGUCUGCCAUGCCGUUCGGAUGGUGCGUCAGAAUCGAGAACAGUUUGUGCCAACCCUUGAACAGUUUGAAUCCCUUUACAGAGCAGCUGUUUCAUACCUGGACUCAUUCCAAACAUAUGCUAAUUUCAACUAAUUGCAGGAGAAAAAAUCAUACUUCAGUCUUUAGUUUGUGCACAUUUAUUUACAAAUUAAAUUACCAUGUAGUCAUAUCAUAACACUUGCAUACAUUUUAUCAUCAGAUGUUAUGAAUUAAGUUCAUGUUCUUUUCCAAUUCAGAAUUUCUUCUGAAAUUAUUAAGAGUGUAAAGACGAUCACAUUGGCCAGUCUAAGGCAUGGCGAUCGGUUGCUCAAAUUGGUUGUGGAUUUGAAUCCUUCUUGAGACAAUGAUGUGCCUUUUGUGUGUGUGUUUUGUUUUUGUGCUGUCCUGAGUAGGUAGAGGCCUUGCCACAUGCAAACUCUGAAUUCAGGGAGUUCUUCCAAAUGUUGGAAAAGGUUAAAAUAAUAUCAGAAAGGUUCUCCAGAAUGUCGAUUUUUUAUAACAGGCUAUAACACCUAUUUAGUAGUAGUAAUGUAGAUAAAUGGCAGGAUAUCCUGAUACAGUAUUGGCUCGUUGCAAGACAUUUACAUUCGCAGGGCAACACAACAUAGAAAAACGUAGUCGAUAAUAUCAUGCUGUGAAUGUAAUUUAAACAUAAACUUAACUUAGAUUUCAUUCAGAGAUUGUAUGUGAUUUUGAUCUACAAUCACUGCUAUUAAACAUUAAUUUUGUAAUCAGUUUGAGAGAAAUGUUCAUUCAAGGUCUUGCCAGAAAAUAAUAUGCUGUUUUAGAUACUGGUUGUCUGGCAAGGAGUCAGCAAAACAUUUUAUUGACACCCAGUAUUCUCAACAUAUUGUAAUUUAGUUAGUGAUGGAUACAUACAUCCCACUUGCGAUAAUAGUUGUUGACCUUACACUUCAUGUUUUGACUGUUGAUGUAAUGGCACUUUGCUUGAACCAAAGAAUUCAGUGGAAAUGAACAUAGUACCAACCAGGUACUAUUUACAAACUUGAUUGUUUCCAAAGAUAAUUAAUGUAAUAGGUGAGAACGUGUUUCUGUUCUCACAAAAUAAAAUAAGAAAAAUAAAUUUUAACAUCAUCUAAGUA
Molecule: messenger RNA, 3808 nt
Organism: Zootermopsis nevadensis
Lineage: Eukaryota; Metazoa; Arthropoda; Insecta; Blattodea; Termopsidae
Source: RefSeq, a predicted model, not a curated record